Sebastes umbrosus (honeycomb rockfish) is the source of this 1989-nucleotide messenger RNA. Its product is annotated as bcl-2-related ovarian killer protein homolog B-like. Gene Ontology annotation, biological process: intrinsic apoptotic signaling pathway in response to DNA damage; regulation of apoptotic process; extrinsic apoptotic signaling pathway in absence of ligand. Lineage: Eukaryota; Metazoa; Chordata; Actinopteri; Perciformes; Sebastidae. Bases 408 to 1052 code for a protein of 214 amino acids. The record is from RefSeq and is a predicted model, not a curated record. Gene Ontology annotation, molecular function: protein homodimerization activity; protein heterodimerization activity. Gene Ontology annotation, cellular component: mitochondrial outer membrane. The transcript is spliced from 5 exons.
GCGUCUCUUCAGCUCUCAGUCGGUGUUUUCUGCUGAAACAAGUGGACCGAGAACACCAUGAGCUCUCUUAUGCAUGACACCUGAGGCACAACUUCGCUUUCCUGGUUUCCUAAAUAUCCAAAACAGUUGCUAUUGAGAGUAAACGAGCUGUUUGUCUGUGACUUUCUGGCUCUUUCUGCUGGGAAACACCACAGAGAGCUGGUUUGAAAGCUGCUUAAUUGGCUGGAAAAAUCACAUUUGUCAUAUCAGAAAUAGGGAUCUUAAUGUGGAUACAACGUUGAAGCUGCCACAUUUUAUCUUCAUCGUUAAACUUUGUUCCUGUGGGAUUACAGAGAGGACACAGCUGAGACACGGCUGAUCCCAAGAGUUCAGACACUCCCUGACCCACAUCCCCCUUGCAGCAGGACAUGGAGGUCCUGCGGCGGUCCUCUGUGUUCGCUGCAGAGGUCCUGGAUGUCUUUGACCGCUCGUUGAGUGAGAAGGAGCUGGUGUCCCAGUCCAAAGCCUUGUGCAGAGACUACAUACUGUCCAGACUCAACCAGAACGGACUGGGAUGGUCCAAAAGUGACCUUCACCUCUCUCCGUCCAAUGCAGGGCUCGCUGAGGUGUCCUUUGUGCUUCUCUGUCUUGGCGACGAGCUGGAGUGUAUACAGCCCAGCUUGUACAGGAACGUGGCACGGCAGCUCAACAUCUCCGUUGCCAUGGAGAACAUGGUUUCAGAUGCGUUCAUCGGCGUGGCAACAGAGAUCUUCUCGACAGGUAUAACAUGGGGUAAGGUGGUGUCCAUGUAUGCAGUAGCCGGAGCCCUGGCGGUGGAUUGUGUCCGACAGGGUUAUCCAACCACCAUCCACAUCUUAGUGGACAGUCUGGGCCAGUUUGUCCGCAAGUUUCUGGUUCCCUGGCUGAAGAGACGGGGAGGAUGGGCAGAGAUCACGAAAUGUGUAGUGAAGAAGGAUCUGGCCCCUGAGCAGCACCACUGGCUGUCGUCAGUCAUCGAGUCCCUGAAGUAUUUCCUCACUACAGUGUACGUCUACAUCAUGAAGGAACCAUGACUCAGCAGAGACGGAGAGAACAUUGAUUGAUAUGAGAUUGAAAUCUCAGACUUGUCAAUAAUAAUCGAUGGAGUGGAGAUGGUCGCUGUGCCUGCCAGCAGAUUAUCAGUCUGUCGCUGAAUGACUUAUCAACAAAUGUUUCAUCAACAUUGUGUUUGUGUUAUCUCGGUGUCGGAUUAGUGAUUACUCUUCAUCCAAACAGUAGUCACUGUGAUAUUUAAGAACAAACAAAUUUGCGUCACUCCACCUCUUCUAUAUACUUUCAUACCGGUUACACCGGUGCGGUUAACCACGCUUCUCCAGUGUUGUAACUGUAAUGUGUGAUGGUGUUGAGGUUGUUUGCACUCCUGAGAUAAAAACUGUUCGGUGCUUUGAUUUGAUGUGUGUCUCAGAAAAUAUACCUGAAGGAACGAUGAAGGCCAUGUUUGCACUGAUAAUUGAUGCUCAACUGGCUGGGUCUCGUGAGUCUGAAAGGGACCGCCAUCACAUUAUGAUGCAAAGGUGUUUCAACUGCUUUCACCUCUUAGGGUUAAUUUACACUAUUGUACUUCACCAAAGCACAAGCAGCGUCUGUCUCUUCCCAAAUAUGAUUCAACUCUCUGCUGCAAUUUUAGACACCGUUGACCAAGAAAUGUUGGGUCUCAUUUUUGGCCAAAGAAGAAUCAAACAAACUGCAUCACUUAUUUUGGUGAAAUUGGUUUUGUUUUUUUAAACCUGUAAAUAGUUUUUAUUAUUAUUAUAUAUAGAUUUAUGAUUUUUUAUUUUCUAUUUUGAUUAUGACUUCAACAAUUGAAGCCACUGCAGUAUAAAGACAACGGCUCUACAGGAUGAUUGUGUGGUAUGGUUGAUGGCUGUCACUUUCACAGUAUUAAUUUAUAAAUGUGUGUCUGAAUGUUUUUUUUUUAAAUGCAUAAUAAACUUAAAAUCUUCACAUGUA